UUAUUACAUAUUUUCAGAUUUAUAUAAAAACUUUAAAAUGAAAAGUAGCAUGAAGUGUUUAGGUGUUUGUAGUUGACCAAUAAAUUUAGUAAGAUUUUAUAACAUCAAAUUAUAGCAUUAAAUAAUGUAAAAUGUCAGUUGCUACGCCCUUGUCGAUGCAUUUCAUUCUCAUGAGCAUACAGUGGUGUAAUGCAACAAGAGAAGUUGAAAUACGGGCCAUACAAGCGGCAACGUUGCACAGGGCGGUGAACAGAGCAUGAGCCUGUGUAAACUCUAAGAAUCGAGAAUGAGAGAGAGAGAGAGAGAGAGAGAGAGAGAGAGAGAGAGAGAGAGUUCUCGGAAGUUUUCGUUUGUGUGCGAUACGUAGGCUGCGUCAUUUCAACGUUAUGUACUGAGAAAAGUCCAUGAUACUCCGUCAUUCACGAAUCAUAACGGCAUUGUAAUCAUCUAACAAGUUUAAAGUUCUUUCCCCUUCCCUCUUUCUUAUCAAAUGCGGGUGGUUUGAAGACAUUUUUAACAAUAAUUCAAAUAAAAUGAUUAGCAUAAUUAAACACAGAGACUUGGGAAAUGAUACAAACUUGAAAUCUUCAGGAAAUGCACAUUUAACACCAUCAGUUUCUGUAACACCUGAUACAUGUCAUGAUGAAGCAGAUAAUGUUGAUUACCAUUUUGAAGCAGCAAGACUUCAGAGUUUUGAAAAUUGGCCUGUAACAUACAUUGAACCUGAAAAGCUUGCAGCUGCAGGAUUUUAUUAUACUGGUGAAAGUGACAAAGUAAAAUGUUUUGAAUGUCAAGUUGAGAUAUGUAAAUGGGUAGAAGGUGAUAUACCCAUGGUCGAUCAUCAGAGAUGGUCUGCAAGGUGUAGAUUUAUUCGUAAACUGAACUGUGGUAAUGUACCCAUUGGAGUAGAUCCUGAUACGGUGACACCACCAAGACCAAGAAGUAGAGAUGUAUGUAGUCCUUAUGGUUUAGAAUAUCGACCUACAUCUGGUCCCGAUGACCAUAAUUUUUCAAUGGAAUUACAACUAGCAAGCACAGCUAAACUUGGCUGUUUAGGUCUGGGAAGAACUAAGGGACCAGUACAUCCAGAAUAUGCUAGUUAUGAUGCUAGGUUACACACAUUUGUAACAUGGCCUAAAUCUAUGCCACAAACAAAAGAACAAUUAGCCGAUGCAGGCUUUUUUUAUACUGGGAAAGGUGACCAAACCCUGUGUUACCACUGUGGAGGUGGUUUAAAAGAUUGGGAACCAGAAGAUGAUCCUUGGGAACAACACGCAAAGUGGUUUUCUAAAUGCUGUUAUUUAUUAAUGGUGCAAGGGCAAGAUUAUAUUAGUAAAAUAACAGGCCAGCAUGUAUCUCCACCUUCUAAAGAAGAAACAAUGCAGAUGAAUCUACCCAGUUUUAUUAAGAAAGUACAACCUACAAGUGUAGAAGUAGAAAGAAAAGAAGAGACAGAAAGCAAUCCAGGAUCAAGUUCUCAAAAUAAUGAUAUUUGGGGUAUUGCAAGCAAUACAGAACCCAUAAAAAGAAGUCUUGAAUCCGAGCCAACAGAAAAUCCAUCAAAUAUAAAAACACAAAAUACCAAACCUACUGAUGAUGCAAGAAUGUGCAAAAUCUGUUAUAACGGAGAAUUAGGAGUGGUAUUUUUACCAUGUGGACAUAUGGUUGCUUGUGUAAAAUGUGCCCCUGGCAUGACAACUUGUGCAGUAUGUAGAGAACCUGUUACGAUGACUGUACGAGCUUUCAUCCCAUAGUAUUCCAUACAUAUUCAUAGUAUUACUACAAUUAUAGAUAAAAAUACAUUGCAUACAUGGAUGAUAUAUUUAUGGUAAUUCUGUCCUUCGAAUUUUACUUUUAAGUGUUUUUUCGAACCACCAGGAACAGCAUUAAAAUUAGCAUAAUACAACUAAGAAUAAAUCGAGUUGCAGGUGUGUUAGUUGACAAUCGACUGGGACUCGGAUUCGAACCUAUGGAUCUCUCGGUUACGAAUCCAAGCCCCAGCUAACCGAGCCAGCGCAGCUCUAUAGCAUUUGUAUACAUCCUGAUAAUGAAUAAUUUCGCCUUCUCGAAAUGCUUCUAUACAACUCGAAAAAACAAAAGAAAUCAAAUUGUAACGAAAAAAUGCGCCGGUUUCGAGAGCAAUAAAGCGAAAAAAGCAGAAGCCAAGUCGUCAUGAGUGUACGUUAGACUUUCUCAAUUCUUCACAUCAAUGUAUAUAGAAAUUCAUUUUUAACAUGUAUUACGAUUAAAAAAUAUUUAUCACUUAUUAUAGCAACUGUAAGUAUUUGGUAUAGGGGAUUAAAGGAUUAGAAAAUAUAAAAAUAGAAUAUGAAAUGCAUUACAAUCUUGCAUUUUUAUUAAAUUUCUGUAGUUAAAUAUUAAUUUUUUGAAGACAGUUAAAAGUAAAGUGCAAAGUGUGGAAUUAUUACAAAUAUAUUUCCUGUAUGUAACAGAUCUUUAUCUACAAUUGUUCCAUUCAUUUCCAUUGCAAUUUCUACUUCAUGCGUUAAAUAAAGUAAAUAAUUUAUGUGAACCUAAAAUAAUACAAUAAAAAUUAGCGUAUGUAAAAAACAAUUUCGGUAUUUAAAAAUACAACUACGAAUGAAAAGUACAAACACGUUUAUUAACAUUUCCAAAUUUUUAAAUUAUUAUUACUGUUAUUUAUUCAAGCAAAUUUAUUCCAUGUGAAGUUGAAUAUUGGGUAAAAUUGCUAAAUUUUAUGUAAUAUUCUAAGAUAUUCUAAAAUUUUGUAUAUUCAAAAUUUACACGUCAACAUUAUUAAUUUUCUAUUUAUUGCACCUUUUUUUAUACAUAUGUUAAAUGAAUUGUCGUAUCUAUUUUGUUUGUUUCUUUAACACAUUGUUACAUAUACAUUUACAUGUUCUGUAAAAAUCAUCAAAAUCCUAAAAGCGUUUUUGUAAUAUGUCGAAAAUAGGAUACAAAUUUCAUUAAAGUAUGUAUGUAUAUUAGAAAUAUAACUUUUUUAAUGACCAUGUAUAAUAAAAAAGUACAACAUC
Bombus terrestris (buff-tailed bumblebee) is the source of this 3017-nucleotide messenger RNA. Its product is annotated as death-associated inhibitor of apoptosis 1. Gene Ontology annotation, molecular function: ubiquitin protein ligase activity; cysteine-type endopeptidase inhibitor activity involved in apoptotic process. NCBI's taxonomy places the organism in Eukaryota, Metazoa, Arthropoda, Insecta, Hymenoptera, Apidae. The record is from RefSeq and is a predicted model, not a curated record. The transcript has 3 exons. Gene Ontology annotation, cellular component: cytoplasm; nucleus. The coding region runs from base 534 to 1754 and encodes 406 amino acids. Gene Ontology annotation, biological process: positive regulation of protein ubiquitination; negative regulation of apoptotic process; regulation of cell cycle.